UAACGUCAGACUGAUGCCGUUUGUAAGUGAAGCCCAGAGCUCACAGUACCUGAGCUAGCACCCAUUUUCACUGGAAGCUCAGGUACUGCAGCUGGCUGGGCUGCCGAUAAGAUAAAGCGCCAUCUGAUAGCGAUAAGCUUGCCAUUCACGGCUGAUGCCAAUACAGCUUCAUCAUCGCUUCCUCUCCAUCCUUACCACUAGCUAAUUCCUCUAUAUAUCCAGCUUUGCACACCCUCAAUUUGCGUCCAUAUUGUCUCGUCUGCUACCAGACAUUACGACACUCGUCACACAGCUUGCGAUUUGAGUUCGUCUCCGCCAGACCGCCAUCAUGGCGCUCUCUCCAGUCGUCACGACCACCUCAUCCGCUUCAAACCCACAGCUCGAGAAUAUCCAGACACUACGGCCCGUCUCCUCGCCUCUCAAGAACCUCGCAUCCGGCUCCGGCCAAACCUCAUCCAAUGGAAACCCCAAGCCCGCCCUCGCGCCCGCACCCGCCUCAACCACAGGCCAAACGUUGCCUCCGACGCUCGACCUCGCCGAGCAGAUGAACGAGGAGGAGAAGCGCAAAUACGUCAAGGGCAAGAAGCUCGGUGAAGGUACCUACGCCGUCGUCUUCCUCGGCCACCUCCGCUCCAACCCGGCGACGCGCGUCGCCAUCAAGAAGAUCAAGGUGCAGAAGGAAUACACAGAGGGCAUGGCGCCCGACGCGGUGCGCGAACUCAAGCACCUGCAGGAGCUGCAGCACCCAAACAUCAUCUCGCUGCUCUCCGUCUUCUCCUCCAAGGACCAGAACCUCAACCUGGUGCUCGAGUACCUCCCGCUCGGCGACCUCGAAAUGCUCAUCCGCGACACCGACAACGUCCGCUACGGCGCCGCCGACAUCAAGGCCUGGAUGGGCAUGCUCACCCGCGCAGUGUGGUUCUGCCACGAGAACUUUGUCCUGCACCGAGAUAUCAAGCCCAACAACUUGCUCAUCGCCGCCGACGGUGAGGUCAAGCUUGCCGAUUUCGGUCUCGCGCGAAGCUUCGCCGACCCCCAUCGCCACAUGACUUCCAACGUCAUCACCCGCUGGUACCGCCCACCUGAGCUGCUCUUCGGCGCCCGAUACUACAGCGGCGCCGUCGACGUUUGGUCCGUCGGCACUGUCUUCGCAGAGCUCAUCCUUCGCGCGCCGUACAUGCCCGGCAACAACGAGCUCGACCAGAUCAAGAUGAUCUGCGAGUCCAUCGGCACUCCCACCGAAGACAACUGGCCCGGCGUCACCCGGCUGCCAGAGUACACCGUGCCCGGCCAGCACCCCACGCGCGGGAGGGACUGGUACGAGAUGCGGUUCGGCAUCGUAGGCACCGACGGCGUCGAUCUGCUCAUCAAGACGCUCGCCCUGAACCCGCAGAAACGCAUCACCGCGCGAGAGAUGCUCAAGCACCGCUGGUGGCAUUCCGAGCCCAAGCCCACGCGCAAGGACGACCUGCCCCGGAAAGACAGCGGCGCUGGAGAGGACAAGAUGGGCAUGGACCUGAAACGGCGUCCUGGAAUGGUGGCUGACGAAGAUAGGGGUGCCAAGGUGGCCCGCAAGCUGGACUUUGGACAGAGGUAGAAUGCUCGGUUUCGAGCUUCUUUUGUUUUGUUUGUUUUUCUUGAGGUCUCUCUGCACCUCACUAAGAAAAGGCGUUCUCAUCCGGAUAACAUAUACAUGUAUAUACCACAUCUACCACGGAGUUGGCUCUAAACUGAGAAGAGGGGCCCAAUGGAUCAAGGCCAAAUAAGCUAUAUAAUGGGAAAAUCA
Molecule: messenger RNA, 1786 nt
Organism: Trichoderma harzianum CBS 226.95
Lineage: Eukaryota; Fungi; Ascomycota; Sordariomycetes; Hypocreales; Hypocreaceae
Exons: 1
Coding region: 329-1597 (422 amino acids)
Biological process (GO): positive regulation of transcription by RNA polymerase II; protein phosphorylation
Cellular component (GO): transcription factor TFIIH holo complex; cytoplasm; transcription factor TFIIK complex
Molecular function (GO): ATP binding; cyclin-dependent protein serine/threonine kinase activity; RNA polymerase II CTD heptapeptide repeat kinase activity
Source: RefSeq, a predicted model, not a curated record